CUAGUUUGAAAAUGCUGGACAAAAAACUGUUUGAGCUGAUUGUCAAGGACAUGCAGCCAUUUUACAUCGCUGAUGAUGCUGGAUUCAGGGGUUUUCUCCAGGCACUAGACCCUCGAUAUCAACUGCCUUCCAGACAAACUGUUGUCAGGCUCAUAGAGGGGCAGUAUGAAGAGACCAAAGCAGCCCUGAUGAGGGCACUGGAGGUAUUUAGCGACAACAAUGCAGUUGUCAUUCAGUAUUUCAGCUUUCUUGUUUACUGAUGUAUUCUGUAAUUAGUUUUUUGCUUUUUGAGUGGGCACUUAUUUAUAUCCACUGCUGUUAUAUAAAAUAAAUCUUGAAGUACCUAUUGAAUUAAUUUCCUUCCAGGUUCACAGAACGCCAUACCUCGGAUGCCAUCAGUGUGUCUUGAUGGCAUAAUUCAGAGUUGGGGGACUAGUGGCAAAGGUGUAGAGUGCUGUCACUGACAAUGGUGCCAACAUGGUUGCUGCGAUUCGCAAGCUCAGCCUGCGACAUAUGCCAUACUUUGCCCACACACUGAAUUUAAUUUUAAAGGACAGCGUGGCAGCAGUUGCUGAUCUGGAAGAAAUCAGAUGGAAGGUCAAAAAAUUAAUGUGCUAUUUCAGAACCAGCACCGUUGCUAAGGAAAAUCUGCCAGCUUUGCAACAUGAUAUGAAGCAGCAGGAGCUGAAAUUAAUUCAGGAGGUGGAAACCAGGUGGAACUCCACAUUUCUGAUGUUGGAGCAUUUCCUGGCAGUCAAGGAUCCUGUCUCAGCUGCCAUGUCAUCCCUGGAUGCAUCCCUCCCGGUGAUCUUUCACCAGGACUGGACGGCCAUGGAUGAGGCAAUAAAGAGUUUGAAGCCCUUCUUUGUGGUGACAGAGAUGUCGGCUGAGAAACAUGUAACGGCAUACAACUUGGUAGGUGAUCUGAACAGAUCGAUUAGGAAGAGAUGUGAAGCCCACGAGUCAAGGAGGUGAGAAUUAUUUGACUUGUAAUAACAUGGUCAAACAACGUGAUAUUUUGGGCUUUCAAGCAGCAUUGAUGACAAGUAAAUAAAUGCUGUACGCACUAUUUUUCCCUCUUGUUUUCCUGUCUAUUACAGCUUUCUUGGCACUGCAAUUCUUAAAUUCUCACAUGUUCUAUUAUUAAAGUACUAUUCAUAUGGUAUAAUGUAUAAGUCUUGUUCAAUAUAU
This is a messenger RNA of Polyodon spathula (Mississippi paddlefish), 1191 nucleotides long. Its product is annotated as putative AC transposase. The transcript is spliced from 2 exons. The coding region runs from base 478 to 975 and encodes 165 amino acids. The record is from RefSeq and is a predicted model, not a curated record. NCBI's taxonomy places the organism in Eukaryota, Metazoa, Chordata, Actinopteri, Acipenseriformes, Polyodontidae.